Messenger RNA from Lagopus leucura (white-tailed ptarmigan), 5685 nucleotides. RefSeq names its product TATA element modulatory factor 1 (gene TMF1). The record is from RefSeq and is a predicted model, not a curated record. NCBI's taxonomy places the organism in Eukaryota, Metazoa, Chordata, Aves, Galliformes, Phasianidae. The coding region runs from base 40 to 3357 and encodes 1105 amino acids. The transcript has 17 exons. Gene Ontology annotation, cellular component: Golgi apparatus; endoplasmic reticulum.
GGGGCUGCCGCCUCCGAGCGGGAGCGGGCGGCGCCGAGGAUGAGCUGGUUCAACGCCUCGCAGCUGUCCAGCUUCGCCAAGCAGGCGUUGACCCAAGCCCAGAAAUCUAUCGACCGGGUGUUGGACAUCCAGGCCGAGGAGAGCCCCUGGCCCGACGCCGUCAUCCCCGACUACGGCGACGGAACAAAUUCUCUUAUAAGUGGAGGAUGGGAUACUUCUUCUUGGGGUUUAAGUUCAAAUACAGAACCACAGAAUCAGCCAGUAUCACCAACUGCAAUCACCAAACCAGUGAGGAGAACAGUAGUAGAUGAAUCUGAAAACUUCUUCAGUGCCUUUCUCUCUCCAACGGAUGUUCAGAGCAUACAGAAAAAUCCAGUGGUGUCCAAACCUCCGGCCAAAUCACAGCGACCCAAGGAGGAGGUGAAAAGCACUUUAAAAGAGCCUCAGCACUUCAGUCAGCUGGAAGUACUGGUGACUACAGAAGCAGAAGUAAAAGAUUCCUCUGUAGGUGGCCUAGCAGACUUGAAAAACAUUGAUAGCUCAAAGGAGAAACCAGAAGAGAAUUCUGUGCUUAAAUCUAAUGCUGAGCGUGAAGAAAGCACAAAUGAAGUUGCUGACGAAAAGGCGUCUGCUCUCAAUUUGAAAGAACCUGAGGAUGCUCUUAAUGAAAAAUCCAGUGUGGGGACAGAUAGAACUGGAGAUGCACUGGGUAGCAACUCACAGCCUCUUAAUACAGGUACAAAAGAUGUGGGCUUGGAAACUAAAGAACAAAAAACUGAGGACAGGCAGAGCAAUACACCGUCACCCCCAAUAAGCACUUUCUCCUCAGGAACAUCCACAACUAGUGAUAUUGAAGUUUUGGACCAUGAAAGUGUAAUAAGUGAGAGCUCAGUCAGUUCAAGACAAGAAGCUGCAGAUUCCAAAUCCAGUCUUCAUCUAAUGCAGACAUCAUUUCAGCUUUUAUCUACAUCUGCCUGUGCAGACUAUAAUCGUUUGGAUGACUUUCAAAAAAUGACCGAAAGCGGCUGCUCCUCUGAUGCCUUUGAAAGAAUAGAUUCAUUUAGUGUACAGUCUUUAGAUAGUAGAAGUGUAAGUGAAAUAAAUUCAGAUGAUGAGUUAUCAGGCAAGGCUUGUGCUUCAGCAUCUGUUGCUAUCAGUCCUUCUGCGCCAAAGACAGAAACAGUUGCCACCCUGAAAAGUAAAUCUGAAGAUGUGAAUGACAGUCCUGUGGUACACACUGAGGAAGCUGAGAUGGAAGAGAGUGGGAGAAGUGCAACACCUGUUAAUUCUGAGCAGCCAGAUGUUUUGGUGUCUGCUGUGCAAACUGAGGAACAGGUUGGGAAAGAGGAGACUGAGCCUCAGCCCAAUGCUGAUGGAGAGGUGCUGGAAGGGGACUCUGAAAUGGAAAAGCUUAAAAAGAUGAUUGAUUCGUUAAAUGAGAAACUGGAGAAGAGAGAAACACAGUUACUGAGUACAAGUAAAGAGAAGGCGCGGCUGGAAGAAGCUUAUGAUAACCUAAAGGAUGAAAUGUUUAGAAUGAAAGAAGAAACCAGCAGCAUUUCAUCUCUUAAGGAGGAGUUUGCACAGCGAAUAGCAGAUGCUGAAAAGAAGCUCCAGCUAGCAUGCAAAGAAAGAGAUGCAGCUAAAAAGGAAGUAAAGACUGUUAAAGAAGAGUUGGCUACUAGACUUAAUACCAAUGAAACUGCUGAAUUACUGAAAGAGAAAGAGGAGCAAAUCAAAGGAUUGAUGGAGGAAGGAGAAAAACUUUCCAAACAACAACUUCACAAUUCCAACACUAUUAAGAAAUUAAGAGCAAAGGAGAAAGAAAGAGAAAAUAUUAACUCAAAGCAGAACAAAAAGAUCAAGGAACUGGAAGAAGAGUUGCAGCAUUUAAAACAGGUACUUGAUGGCAAGGAAGACCUUGAGAAGCAGCAUCGAGACAGCAUUAAACAACUGAAUGUUGUUGUGGAGCGACAAGAAAAGGAUCUUGCCAAGCUUCAAGCAGAAGUGGAAGACCUUGAAGAACGGAACAGAAGUGUCCAGGCAGCUCUUGACAGUGCAUACAAAGAACUUGCAGAUCUUCACAAGGCUAAUGCUACAAAGGACAGUGAGGCACAAGAAGCUGCCCUGAGUCGGGAAAUGAAGGCAAAGGAAGAGCUUGGGUUAGCACUGGAGAAGGCCAAGGAUGAGGCACGGCAGCAGCAAGAAGCUUUGGCAAUUCAGGUGGCAGACCUGAGGCUAGCUCUGCAACGUGCAGAACAGCAGGCUGCAAGAAAAGAAGACUAUUUACGUCAGGAAAUCAGUGAACUACAACAGAGACUCCAGGAAGCAGAGAGCCGGAACCAAGAACUAAGUCAAAGUGUUACGUCUGCUACACGGCCUCUUCUCAGGCAGAUAGAGAAUUUGCAGGCCACGCUGGGAGCACAAACCUCUGCGUGGGAGAAAUUGGAAAAGAACCUUUCUGACAGACUUGGUGAGUCUCAAACUCUUCUAGCAGCAGCUGCUGAGAGAGAACGGGCCGCUACAGAAGAGCUUAUGUCUAAUAAAGUUCAGCUGUCUUCUACUGAGUCUCAGAACAGCCGCUUAAGGCAAGAGAAUAGUCGUCUCCAGGCUCAGGUGGAAAUGGAGAGAAACAAAUUGAAGAAAAUUGAAGUUGAGAACAGCAGGUAUGAGGUUGAACUAGAAGAACUCAAAGAUGAGUAUGCAAAAACUUUGGAAGAUGCAAAGAAAGAAAAGGCACUGCUGACUACUCAGUUAGAAAUGGAGAAAAUGAAGAUUGAACAGGAAAGAAAGAAGGCAAUUUUUGCACAAGAAGCAGCAAAGGAAAAGGAUCGGAAGUCAUUUACAGUUGAAACUGUUUCAAGCACUCCCACUAUGUCUCGCUCUAGUUCCAUAAGCGGAGUUGAUAUGGCAGGCCUUCAGACCUCUUUUCUGUCACAGGAUGAUCCUCAUGAUCACUCAUUUGGACCAACAGCUUCCGGUGGGAGCAAUCUUUAUGAUGCUAUAAGGAUGGGAGCAGGUUCAAGUGUAAUUGAAAACCUUCAAUCACAGUUAAAACUAAGAGAAGGAGAGAUCUCACAUCUACAGCUGGAAAUUGGAAACCUGGAGAAAACUAGAUCAAUAAUGGCAGAAGAACUGGUUAAAUUAACAAAUCAAAAUGAUGAACUUGAAGAAAAAGUGAAGGAAAUACCAAAAUUGCGUGCACAGUUAAAGGACUUGGAUCAAAGGUACAAUACCAUUCUUCAGAUGUAUGGGGAGAAAGCAGAGGAAGCUGAAGAGCUCCGGCUGGAUCUUGAGGAUGUGAAAAACAUGUAUAAGACUCAGAUAGAUGAACUUUUAAAACAAAGACAAAACUAACUCCUGCUGGAGCUCCUCACGUGAUAUGGUAACAGAUUGUGUAGAUAUUUGUUUAUGUAAAUGCUGGAUUCAAAUGUCUUGUUUAAAAAAAAAAAAAAAAAGAGAAUUAAGUGUAUGAUAGAAAGUGUGUCUAUACAAUAGAGUUCAUAUGUUGACAAAAAUCAAUGCUUUAAAUGUCUUCUACUGUCUGCAGUUAAAUUAUUUGUGCAAUAUUUAAAGAAAAUAAGUUAUCUCUGUAUUUCUGUUUUUACUAAAAAAGGACCAUUUUACUUACAAAAACACUAGCAGGAAAGAUGGUUGUUACCUCAUGAGACAGCACUGAAAGGCAUGAGAUUUACAAGUGGCCCUUCAUAUUCUCAUAGACCAGUGACAAAUGAGAAGUCUUUUUAAAAUGUUCUUUAGAAGAGUUUUUUCUAAAAUUUGACCAGAUCGUUUUUAGUAAUGAAAUAGCAGUGGUUUGCUGUCUGAAGGAUGAUUGGAUGUAUAUAUAUUUUUAAAUAAAAGAAUUGCUGCUGCUCUCAUGUAGUCAUUCCUGGUAUAUAAAUAGCAAGGUUUAGACAGAACUGGAUUGCUGCUUAAUAUAGUUUUCAAGCAAGUCUCCAGUGGCUGCAAAGUAUUUCUCAUGCCAUUCCUUGAGUGAGGUAUUGGUCAAACAGCAUCCACGUGGCUUGAUCCUUAGCCAUGUUUUGGGUCAUGUCAGAGGAAACUUCGGAACUGGACCCUUGGGAAUGCUGAGAAUCAGGGGAAGAAGCUUGCCUCCUCCUCUUUGCAUUCCAGCCAGCAAAUAUUUCUCUUUAUCUCAGAGCUGUGGCUGUGAUAGACACUCGUGUGAAAUACUCCACAGUUUAAAUUCUUGGCCUGUCACACUGUUGCCUCCACUGUGAGGGGUUUCUUUUGCGUUUGUGUUGGAGAACACUGUUUCUGCUUCUGUAUUCAGUGGACAGAAGGAGGCAAAGGGUACAAAUGAUGAGAAGCUGCUUUUGGUGAAAAGCCUCUCAGAAUUUAUCACUUUGCCAUCAUAGUGAAAUGUUCUCAGUUGCUUUAAGUUAAAAAAGAAAAAGCCCACAACAAAAAGACCAACCCAAAAUGAAGGCAGUUAUCAGAACUUACUGAUUUGCAGCAUGCUAAGUCAGCCAGAAUUAUGAUGUGCAACUGUCAGCUCAUCCAUUUCUUGAAAAGCAAAACAAAGAACAAAAGGACCCCCAAAACAAUCCAUACACCCUAUUUCAUGAAGAUUAAUGUUGAGAAACAGCUGUUAUUCUUUGCAGAGAACCAGUAGUUUGCUCUUUUUACGAUCUUGGAAGACAAAUGGAGCACUUUGAAGAUGUAUAGAAACCACUUUAUGGCUUUUAUUUGGACUUAGAACUGCCAGUGUUUCUGAAGGUAACAUUUUCUUUCUAACGUGUGUGUGGAUGCUCCUUCACAUGCAGGUUUGAGCACCUCAAACUGUCUUGUGCUUCCAGGAGGGAAAUGAGAAAUUAACACGCACACUCAGCGUUAACAUUUUUUAGAUACAAAAACAUUUGAGAUUUUUAAAUUUUACAAAAGCAGAUGUAAAUAGCUGUAUUGACUCUUUCUGGAUUCUUUUAUUCUCAUUCAGUGCAACAUUUACUAUCACACAGCAAUCCAGGGGCCUACUGUGUCUUAAGCAUCAAAGCCUUAGAAACCAGAGUAGCUGCUGGAAGGUAAUGUAGACUUCAACGUGUUUUGAUUCACUUUGAUAUCAUACCUGUGGGCUUGUUUUGAGGAAAUGUUAAUGUAUACCAGGACAUUUGAUGCUUGUUGCUAUGAAAAGGAAAAAAAAAAAAAAACAUGCAAAAAGCAAGCAUUUAGGUCACAGUGCUGCCAUCCUCUUCCGUUUAAAUUUGUUAUUUUUAAGUAACCCUCGUGGAAGCAACUAAUUUACAGCCCAUUCUCACUGCAAGUGUGGAGGAAGGUUAUUUAAGGGCUCCCUCAAAGUAUGCUGUUCAGAGGGGUCUUAUUUCAUGCCUUUGGUAAAUGAGGGCAAGGCCUCUGCCAGGGGAGGUGGGUUUGGAUGAGUACAGAAGGGGCUGGCAUGGUGUUGGGUUGGUGUUGCCUCCUCCAGCAACAAAGAAGCAAGCUUUAAAAAACCACACGUAUCCAUCCAUUGGAAAAAGGGUUGGUUCUGUUCAUUUUUGUCCCGUUAACAUGUUUGUUACAAUGCGCGUUUUGUUAAGGGCUAUGGAGGUCCUAAAUAAGGAACAACGUGGGUUACCCCGCGGUGAAAACGGGACUUUGGUUUCUAAUUGUAAAAUGUGUACAGACUGUACAGAGCACGGGUCGGGGUGAAAUAAAACUUUAUGCUAA